This is a messenger RNA of [Torrubiella] hemipterigena, 4558 nucleotides long. The record is from the annotation of a GenBank genome assembly. Lineage: Eukaryota; Fungi; Ascomycota; Sordariomycetes; Hypocreales; Clavicipitaceae.
UCUGCUAUCAAACCGGCCCAUCUCAUCUUCAACAACGCCUUUCCCGCUCCGACAACAAGGCGUCCCGGCCAGCACAAUACAGACAUCAUGGAUGUCCACCGCUGCCGAUUUGUGCCGUAUCAGCCAUCGGCCAUCAACGCCGUCGCCUUCUCCCACCCCAAGGCAAAGUCGGGCAAGCACGCUGCUCUCGCACGCUUGGCCGUCGGCAGAGCCAAUGGCGACAUUGAGAUCUGGAAUGCCAUCACAGGCACUUGGUUGCAGGAGCUAGUUAUUCACGGAGGACGAGACCGCAGCAUUGAUGGCCUUGUCUGGGUAAACGAGCCCGAUCAAGACCUCGGCGAUGGACGCAUCGUCAUGGGCAAGUCUCGACUCUUCAGCAUCGGAUACACAUCAACCGUCACAGAAUGGGAUCUGGAAACAGGAAAACCGAAAAGACACGCCAGCGGCCAGCACGGCGAUAUCUGGUGCAUCGCUGCCCAGCCUCUGCCGCGAAACGAGGCCGCUGAUGGCCAGGGCGUGAACAAGCUCAUUGCUGGAACGAUCGAUGGCGAACUAGUCAUGUAUACCCUCGAGGACGACGACCUCCGCUUCCAGCGUGUGCUCGUCAAGUCCCCCACGAAAAAGUCCCAGAUGGUCAGCAUUGCCUUCCAGUCGCGCAAGGUUGUCAUUGUUGGCUGCUCGGAUAGCACCAUUCGCGCCUAUGACAUGACCAAGGGACACUUGCUUCGUAGAAUGACGCUCGGCUCCGACCUUGUCGGUGGCUCCAAGGACAUUAUUGUCUGGUCUGUCAAGUGCCUUCCCAACGGCAACAUUGUCUCGGCCGACUCCACGGGCCAGGUCUGCAUCUGGGACGGUACAACCUACACCCAAGCCCAGCGCAUCCAGGGUCACAAGCAAGACGUUCUAAGCUUGGCUGUAAGCGCUGAUGGAAGCACAAUCAUGAGUGGCGGCAUGGACCGCAAGACAGCUCUCUAUAAGCAAAACACCGGCGCCGGUCAGCGUUGGACCAAGGUCUGGGCCCGUCGAUACCAUAACCACGAUGUCAAGGCCAUGGCAUCAUUUGAGCACGGCCGCACAAGCGUCGUUGUCUCUGGAGGUCCCGACGCUACGCUAAUCGCCGUACCUCUCAAGGAAAUGGGCCGUGAAAACCAUCGUGUUGUUGGAAACCUGCCCCAAACCCCUCCAGUUCUAAGCGCCUCAAAAGCUCGUUUUGUCGUUAGCUGGUGGAACCGCGAAGUUCAUGUGUGGUCUCUCCGACAGACAGCAUCUGACUUGCUCGAUACCGAAGACGUCUCUGUCAACCAAAAUCGCAAGCUUCUCAAGACAAUCGUUGUAAAGGGUGACUCCAACAUCGCCUCUGCAACGAUCAACAAUGAGGGAACGGUCCUUAUCAUCGCUACAUCCACUGAUGUGAAAGCAUUCGCAUUGAGCCACAACGAACCCGAGCGACCAGCAGACGUCGAUGUGUCUUCUCUGCCGCUACCAUCGUCACUAACAGAGUCCGGUGCUACCAGAAUUCAACUCUCGCCAGAUGGCAAGUGGCUGUCUAUGGUGCAGAAUGGCACCCGUGUUGUUCUCGCCGAGCUUGAUCUCACCAACGAGGACUCCAUUGUCAUUUCAUCACAAAAGCUUGGUCGACUUACACGGAAAAUCCCCCGCUACAUCUUGAACGGCGGUCUAGGCUCAUACGAGCGCAAUAUUACACAUCUUGCGUUUGCACCGGACUCUGCCAUGCUGGCCGUUGCUGACUUGGCUGGGUACAUGGACACAUGGAUCUUGGGCUCUACCGCUCGCCCGAGCACAAAUGGCGAUGGCCCCGAGGACGCGUCAUCAGACGACAGCGACUCGGAAGAUGAACAGAAUGGAAACGCCAAGAACAGCAGUCAGUGGAUCAGGAAUCCCAAAGCUAAGCUCUUGCCCAAGUUGCCAGCCACUCCCGUUGCGCUGUCAUUCUCAGAGGAGAUAUCCAAGACAGAGGGCUCCGAAGACGACUAUACCCUCGUAGCUGUAACAUCUGCAUGGAACAUCCUUGCAUUCCACCCUCUCGAGGGAUCACUUACACCCUGGUCCAGACGCCAUCCAGGCAAGGCUCUUCCCGCUCCCGUUCAAGACCUUCUCGAUCUCGCCAAAGGCAUUAUCUGGCAAGGAUCACGCUUAUGGAUUUACGGGGUCUCGUUCCUUUUUAUGCUUGACAUGAGUCAAGACCUGCCCUUCGCAUCUGCAGACAAGGAUGGUGCCAAUGGUCAACAGCUCCAACUCGGAAAGAGAAAGCGAACCGGCCAUACCAGUGGUGCCGGUGGGCGCAUGGAGCACGAGGGGCUCAAGCCUCAGCAAAUUUUCAAGCACACCGAUGAUAAAUGGCAGAAUUUGGACGUUGACCGCCACGUCUCAGACAAUGAUGAGGACGGCAGCGACGACGACAUGCCCGAUGCCGAGGAUGGCGAGCUGACGAAGCUUCGCAACAACGCAGCCGAUAAAGCCAAACAAGUCACCGUGGAGGACAGCUCGGAGGGUGGCCGCAAGAAGUGGUGGAUCACUUACAAGUAUCGACCGGUGCUUGGAGUCGUCCCCCUGCAGACCAAGGGCGACAAUUUGGAAGUAGCCCUAGUGGAGCGACCUAUGUGGGAUGUCGAGACCAAGGAGAGCUACUUUGCUGGCGAGGCCUGGCAGAGAAAGUAGAUGAUAAUGAAGGGCGGUCUUGCGGCUGAUGGAGACACCUCAUCACCGCAGGUCCUUUUCACAUGGUUGUCGGCGUUUGCUGGUUUGUAAAUCAUAUUUGUCAUGUGUAUAGAUGACGUUUGCGCAUUUGGAAAAAGUGAGGUUUGAUAUGGGCACAGAAUCCCUGAUGUCUAGUAUAUAGAAGCAUCAAUCGAUACAACAUCCUUUAAAUUUUACCACUGGCUUCUAUACGUGAUACAUGGGCUACAUUCUUACUGGCUCAUUACUUUAAAUUAGCAAGAUAUUCCUGAGUGUUUGAGAACACUGUUUACAUGUCUUACGGCGGAAGUCUCGGUGAAUACGUAAGCUCGUGCCGAUUCUAAACGCACCUCACACGGUAUGCGCAGCUCGUAUUGCGCGGACAGCAGUGCCAUAAUUCAUACUGUCACAUAUGAUCCCCUUAUAUAAAGACAAUUGGCGAGCUCGCACAAUCCCGCGGCGCUGUAAGCAUGUGGCGAGUCGACGGCUGACUCGCCGACACCCGGCAUAAACCGGUCCUCGUGAAUGUAUACUACCCAUUACGCGGCACAAAGAGCCUCUUGCAAGACAUGAAGACUGUAUUAGACGAGCUUUGAUGUCCCAAGCAGCCUGUUACAAGGGCAUCCAACCCUAGAUACGAGCGAUCCGCUAUAUCCCAGAGUCAAGACUCACGGGUUAUUAGCUCCAAGGAUCGCAGCUCAGCGCUCCUAUUUGUACUAUUUGGCCACAUUAUACGGGAUCACGCAGAUUACAUUACUGUAGGCAAAUUAAAACACAGCCUUUGGAUCACCAGUGCCCAGAUGACGCGGCUCAAUGAAAGGCUCGGCCAGGUGGAGAUGGCAGGCAGGCUCUGCCCCGUAGAACCCGACAAAUUACAAGACAGCUCAGAGCAUUAGUGAUGGAGCUGGCGAAAUAAGCUCUCCAUUGAGAAAUAAGAGUACGCUGCGUGGUGCGAGUCGUGUUCCCACCCUUUGGCGACUUGAGCUUAAAGCAGUGCAUUAGCAAGAUCCGAGGCAUGGGACGCUCUGAUCCGAGGGAGUCGGGGUCAGGGGACGCAGCAUUUCGUCAGAUGAGAUUGCAGAUGGCGCGUCCUUUUUCCUAACAGGGUGGUGGUGGGAAUCGGAAUGUUUGAGGCACAGCGGGAUUGAAGCUGGUAUAUGUAGCAUCGCGAUGCGCAAAACGGAGAUUUGGUAGUAGGGCCGGCUGAUUACGUAGGCCACCAACACCAAGUUAUGCGCGAGGGCAUCGGGUUUGGGGAACCCCGGGGCAGGUUUCCGAUGAUUUGCAUUAAAUUGAAAAUUUCUGCGACCAAUCGUAUUCGCGGCCAUGGAGGCGAUCUGGUUCGGUAAAAGAAGAUGAAAGCAAAACGUGCGAUGGAGAGUAGCAGCGAGUUAUUAGCCGGGACAAGAGGUUAUCAGGAAGACUGCGAAAUCCGAUAGGACACGCAAGAUGGAUGGAACUGAAGUUGGAUGCCUGGUGUGUCUCUGCAUUUGCAUACUGUAGGAUAAUUUAGAUUUCAGAUUUCGGUAAAAUAGAAAAUAAAUAAAAAUUAAAAUUAAAAUGGCAAAACCAAAUGUGUACUGUCUCAGUAUCACUCACCACCGCCUAUAUCAUUAUGCCGCGAUGUCAGUUCACUUGAGCCGACAACUACCACAUAAGCCAGGAACGCAGCGGUAGUCAAGGCAAAAUAGCCGCAGUGUUGCCCUUCAAGUUACGACGCCACACUUUGCCUCAAAGCUUAAGGGUAUUUUACAGCGAAUGGCAAAGCGUAAGAUGAUGAUGACUACGCAGAACGAGGUUAAACAGAGCGGUCGGUGGCUGAGACGAUGGAGCAUAGCCAGAUUUGCACCGGUCACGCCGC